AUGACCUUCUCGAAGCACGUAGAAGCAGCGGUAAUGAAAGCGGCAGAAAGGACUUCCGCCCUGCAGAAAAUGUUACCAAACGUAGGUGGGCCCGAUAGCCAAAGGAGGAGAGUUACUUUGGAGGCUAUACACUCCAUCCUCCUAUACGGGGCCCCGGUAUGGGCGGAAGUCAUGAAAAAAAAAAAUAAAUAUAAACAGCAGUACACAAAGGCACAAAGGAAACCGCUGCUUCGGGUAUGCAGCGCGUAUAGAACGGUAUCGGCUAUCGCGCCGCAGGUGAUAGCGGGUGCUAUCCCUAUCCAUAUAUUAGUGGAGGAGAGGGUCAGGAUAUACGAAAGGGUCCAAACUGACAAUGAAAAUAUAGAAAAAAUAAAGGAAAUGGAAAGGGAAGUCAGGUUGGACAAAUGGCAGCAAGAAUAG
Diorhabda carinulata is the source of this 420-nucleotide messenger RNA. RefSeq lists its product as uncharacterized. The record is from RefSeq and is a predicted model, not a curated record. NCBI's taxonomy places the organism in Eukaryota, Metazoa, Arthropoda, Insecta, Coleoptera, Chrysomelidae. Bases 1 to 420 code for a protein of 139 amino acids. The transcript has a single exon.